UAUGAUUUAAAAGUUAAAAUAUAUGGUGAUAUAGUGCUAUAAUGUUGUUUUUAAUAAACUUAUGUCGUACACUGUUGCUGGUAGCUGGGGUAUAUGGAGGCAAACAAAAGAGAAUUCUUGAACCAUCUGAAGAUGCUACAGAGGAUGAACAUCCAUGGAUGGCUGCCCUAACUGACCCUAGAGGUGGUUUCUGUGGAGGUGUCAUCAUAAACAGAUGCCAUAUUCUCGCAGCAGCACACUGCUUUACAUUAGGGAAGCCGAUUAAAAAGGUGAUUCUUGGGACACAUAAGAGCAGUUUGCGAUACCUCAACAGGGGGAUCAUCUACCAAAGGGGAAGAGAAAGAAAUUCCUUUACAUACAAAAUCCAUGAAAGUGCAAAGGAAAAAAAUGAUUGGAUACCGGAUAUAGUUUUAAUUAGACUCUCAAAUCCCUUAACAUACGUCAAAGGCAGAAUUGAACCGAUAUGCCUAUCAGAUGAGCAACCUGUGAAAGGAUGGAAUGUAACCGCAUAUGGAUGGGGGAACCACCUAAUAACAAAGAAAGGGAAAAUUCAAAAUAUUCUCAAAAAACGAAAAGAUAAAAUUGGACGAUGUUCUAAACUUUCCUGCGUCAUCCAACCUGAGAUCACAGGUAAAGGAGAUUCAGGAGGGCCUUGGAUAACAGCAGGAAAGGAUGUGAAUGGAAACAAGACAACAUGCUUAAUAGGGCUGACGGAAAGUUCCCCUAGGAAUGGAGUUGAUAGGUUUACGAAUGUAGCUGAAUAUGUGAGCAACGGUUGGAUAAAAAAUACAAUGAAAACGAUGGAUGCAGAUCAACAUGACCAAUGCAAUAACACAUUAAAGUUUGACAUCUGCAAACCAGAUACUGCAGAACUUAAGAAAAAAUGCAGAGACCUGAAAAUGAAAAAGAACAUGGUAUUAAUAAGUGGAUCCCUCUUCAACAGCAGAGCUGGAGACACUGUUACGGUUGGGUGCAGUCCUUUAUAUGUGACCGUUGGAAGUAAACAGGUCUCAUGUACUUCAAGGGGAAACUGGAAGCCAGAUUCGCUCCCUCAGUGCAUAAGUUUUGUAGAUUAUUGGCUGUAUUUUGCUAGACAUGUAAACCCAGCUAAACUUUUUCAAUAAAAUGUACAGUAUAG
This is a messenger RNA of Owenia fusiformis, 1138 nucleotides long. NCBI's taxonomy places the organism in Eukaryota, Metazoa, Annelida, Polychaeta, Sabellida, Oweniidae. The record is from the annotation of a GenBank genome assembly.